UAUAUCAGUAUAUAUCAGCUUUAUUUCAAUUAACCAAAAUGUUUUUAAUAGUUUUAAUCAAUGAUAACAAGACUAAACAUUUUGACGUAUUUUGCACUUAUUUGGUAGAGAAUAAAAGCAGAUAUUAUACACCGAAGAAAACAGCAUGCGCCGUCAUGCUCACGAGCAGCACACAUGCUCUCCAGCAUGAAAAUGUAAAGCCUCAUCAUUCACACUGAGAGGCUAGCGGACUUGUAAUAAUCAUAUGAGCCAAACCCCUUUAUGUGGUCCUGCAGUAAUCUCAUUAGUAAUGCUGUUACAUAACGUAUGAUCCUACGCUGCACAGUCAGAGAUCAGCCUCAUUAAGAUCACUGACAAUCACGUCCCUAAAGUCUUCUGACCUUCUGUAUGAUUGUAUGUGUCUCAGCAGAUUAAACAUGACAUAUCUCCCACGAGAGCUUUAAAAGAAUCAGCGGUGCACAUGUUUGCUGGUUAUUUGGCUGCGGUUCUUGGCUUUUGUUCAUCACAGGCAUCGUCUAGGACAGCGGGGAGGAUUAAGGUAACUCUAAAUAAAGCUGGCAGAUUAGGAAACAUGAUACCAGCAUGUUCUCUCUCACUUUGAAAGAGUCAUGGACAGAGAGAGCUGAAGACUUCCCUGGAGACAGGAAGACUAUCCAGGAGAAACCACAUCAAUGAUCUUUAUUCAUGCAGUUACAGAAGAGGACAGUUAAAAUGAAUGCCUGCGUUAUGGGCAUACAUUACCUUAACAAAAACAUAAUGUAACUGAUUUUUAUUUUUAUUUUUAGAUCUGUUAAAGAAGCUUAAUAUUAUUAUUUGACUUUAGAAACUCAAUAUGAACAUGUGGACAUAUUCUUUGACUUCUAAUCCUAUAACAAAGAAAUGCGGCCAUGCAUUGGUCUUCUACAAGAGCACAGCGCAUUAAGCAGCUGCAAAAUGCCUGCAAGGGCAAGUCAGGUGUCGCCGCAGGUGCAUCGGCACAACAUUUACACUCUGACGGACAGCUCAGAAUGUGGGUCAGAGCCGGAAGAGGAUGCAGACCCUUCCAAGCAUCUAACACCCCUGGAAAAGUUAACUCUGGAAAUGUGCAAUGACGAAGAAAUAAUAAAGGAACUGACAGUGGGUAGAAGGGUGGGCUUCUACAAGGUCCGCGGUCAGAUCGGCUGUGGAAACUUUUCGAAGGUCAAACUGGCCAUCCAUGCCCUCACCAAAGACAAGGUUGCCAUUAAGAUCAUGGAUAAGAUGAGGCUCGACCUGCAGACCCAGAGGAUGCUGUCUAAAGAAAUCUCCAGCAUGGAGAGCUUAUAUCACCCAAACCUACUGCAGCUCUAUGAGGUACUGGAGACGCCAAGUCGGUUGUACCUGGUUUUGGAGCUCGCCGGAGGAGGAGAUCUCCACACCAGAAUCAGCUCCGGUGGAAAACUCUGUGACCAAGAAAGCAAGAUUGUAUUCGCCCAAAUCCUGUCAGCAGUUAAAUACAUGCAUGAGAAAAAUAUCAUCCAUCGUGAUCUGAAGGCGGAAAAUGUUCUUUAUACAACCAACUCCUGCAUAAAAGUGGCAGAUUUUGGCUUCAGCACGAGGGUCAACAAUCUCAACCAAGUCCUAGACACCUUUUGCGGUUCUCCUCCUUAUUCAGCUCCAGAACUUUUCAAAGAUGAGUCUUACAUCGGGCCACCUGUGGAUGUGUGGGCAAUGGGCGUCCUACUUUAUUUCAUGGUGACUGGCACAUUGCCUUUCCGCGCUGACACUGUGGCCAAGUUGCGCCAAAGCGUGCUGGAGGGUACCUACAUCCUGCCAACCUGGGUAUCAGCUCCAUGUCAGCGGCUGAUCAGGGGGAUCUUGAAGGCAGAACCUUUAGAGCGAUGCGCACUAGACCAGAUGCUGGGCUGCGAGUGGCUGCUUCCAGUGGAACUCUUCCGGCCUAUACCUCCCUUAUACCAGCUCAACCCCAUCCAUCUAAUAGAGGCCGGCCCAGGGGAGUUAGACAGAGACCAGGAAGAGGUAAAAUGUAUCAUGGAGAAACUGGGAGUCACUCAGGAACAUAUUCUCAAUAACCAAGGAAAGCGUAUUCGCAGUCCCAUUACAGGGGUUUACCGCAUACUACUGCACAGAGUUAAAAAAAACAAUGGAGCUGAGUCUGUGCCUAUCAUCAGUGGAGUCGUCAAAGAUCCUAAAAGAGACAGUCUCCGUGCUUACAGGAACCUACGACACACCUCAAAACUGUGUGUGCUUUCUUAAAGGCAUUGUUCAUCCCUUUUAUUCACUCUUUUUCUCAGUAGUACAAUGAAAGUCAAUGGGGUCCAAAACAAUACUUGACCACAAUGGCUUUCAUUACAUAUGUUCAAAACAUCAGUGCAACAUUUUUUAAAUAUCUUCUUUUCAUGUUUCACAGAAUAAAGAAGGUACAGAGUUGGGAUAACAUGAGGGUGAAUACAUUAGCAAAGUUCUAAUUUUGGGGCACACAAACCAUUUACCAACCUGCAUAUUACUGUGGGCAUGGGCGUAGGUUUGGUCUCUGCUUUGGUGGGGACAAACACACACACACACACAGCGCGCGGCCCUGCGCAUCACCCGCUCGCUGCUAGUGCAAGCACAAAAGUAGUCCCGGCCCGCGCGUGUAGCCUGUCAGAUACCCCGCCGCCAAUCAAAUUACGCCGUUUCUUGUACUGUCGUCAUCCUGGCCGUUAGAAUCGAUCCAAAUAGCAGUGCAAAGAUCCAAAUAGCAGUUCAAAGGAGCUUGCUAAAUACUGGUGGGGACAAAUUUGUCAUCUCAAAAUAUUGAUGGGGACUAGUACCUAGCGUCCCCCCUAAACCUACGCCCAUGACUGUGGGAGUUACUGUAGCAUUACUGAUUAUCACUUGUAGCACAAAUAAUGGUAGCACUUUAUUUUACAGUCCUGUUCCCCAUGUACAUACUCUGUAAUUAUUAUAGUAAUUACAAUAACUAUGUAAUAACUAGUUACUAACCCUGAACCUACCCCUAAACCUAGCCCUACCCCAUGUAUUUACCUUGUAUUACCAGAACUUUCUUAGAAAAAUACACUGUAAGUACACUAUAAGUACAAGCACACGUAUACUGUAAAAUAAAGUGCAACCCAAAUAAUUAAAUAAAUCAACGAGAAACUACAUACUAAUUCAGUAUACUUUUAAAAUAGAUUCCUUUUACACAAGAAAUUGUACUUAAUUUUCAGUGGCUUAACUUAUGUAAAAUGUAUGUUUCAGUCAGGAAGCUUUUUUAUUUUUAUUUUUUUGCAAAUAAAAACGUAUAACAUUUGUCUGAUUUUAA
Carassius gibelio (silver crucian carp) is the source of this 3283-nucleotide messenger RNA. RefSeq names its product serine/threonine-protein kinase NIM1-like. Gene Ontology annotation, cellular component: cytoplasm. Gene Ontology annotation, molecular function: protein serine/threonine kinase activity; tau-protein kinase activity; ATP binding. NCBI's taxonomy places the organism in Eukaryota, Metazoa, Chordata, Actinopteri, Cypriniformes, Cyprinidae. Gene Ontology annotation, biological process: protein phosphorylation; microtubule cytoskeleton organization; intracellular signal transduction. The record is from RefSeq and is a predicted model, not a curated record. The coding region runs from base 880 to 2235 and encodes 451 amino acids. The transcript has 4 exons.